Caenorhabditis elegans is the source of this 681-nucleotide messenger RNA. RefSeq names its product Skp1-related protein (gene skr-4). The coding region runs from base 30 to 509 and encodes 159 amino acids. Gene Ontology annotation, biological process: protein ubiquitination; ubiquitin-dependent protein catabolic process. The transcript is spliced from 3 exons. The record is from RefSeq and is marked reviewed. NCBI's taxonomy places the organism in Eukaryota, Metazoa, Nematoda, Chromadorea, Rhabditida, Rhabditidae.
AUUACACAAAGAAAUCGAACAUUUUAAAAAUGUCAGACGCCGACAGCCAGAAACAAAUCAAGCUCAUCUCGUCUGAUGAUAAAACUUUCACGGUCUCACGAAAAGUGAUCAGCCAAUCCAAGACCAUAUCUGGAUUCACUUCUGAAGACACGAUUCCACUUCCAAAAGUGACUUCUGCGAUCCUUGAGAAGAUUAUCACCUGGUGCGAGCAUCACGCCGACGAUGAGCCAAAGAAAGUCGAAAAGAUAGAAAAAGGAAAUAAAAAGACGGUAGAAAUUAGUGAAUGGGACGCCGAGUUCAUGAAAGUCGACCAGGGGACUUUGUUCGAAAUCAUCUUGGCAGCCAACUACCUCGACAUCCGUGGGCUUUUGGAAGUGACCACCCAGAAUGUGGCUAACAUGAUGAAGGGUAAAACUCCAAGCCAAGUCCGAACCCUGUUCAAAAUUGACAACUUCUCCGAGGAGGAACUGGAGGCCAUGAAGAAGGGGAACGCUUGGUGCGAGGAUUAAGCUCCCGGUUAAACAUAAUUAACUUAAAAUUUAUCUGAUUCGGUUUACAUACCUCUUUUAUGUCACUUAAAACAAAUCAAAAAUUAUUUUAAACAAAACAACUUUGUUUGUCAAGUACGCUUUGCAUUGCAUCCAACAGAAAAUAAAAUUUGAAUAAAUGUAUAACGCCUGU